CGGCAACGAUAACACCAACCUUGAACUAUCUCGAAUGCGAAGCCGUCAUGAUGGCUGAGGAAAUCACUCGCCUCACGCGCGAGGUUGAACGUGUCGUGACGGCCCCAUAUGUGCCCUCUCUCCAGGAUUUGCACAGUCUGAUCCAGACCAGCGCUCUUUCAACAUUGCGGUUCUGGACUCUUCACAAACCCUGUCAGGUGGGCCGGUUAGCGGAGGUCCUCCUGGAAAGCCUGUCUCGAUCGCGUGUCGCACUCCCACUGCUCGCAGCUUUUGCACGGAUUGAAAUCUUCAGAGAUGUGUUGUUACAUCGCCAGCCGGUUCUCUUGGAUGCAUUCCUUGAGCAAGCCCUCACUGCCGGAGAAUCCGAGUAUCAUUCAGCAUGCAUCGCAUUGCUCUCUUCACCUCUUCCGUUGGGCUUUGUGCUCCCUGCUCGUCUUGCUGGUUUUAUCACGAAGCUAGUAUCUGCCGUGGCCGCUAACCCCGGAGCUGAGGCGAUAGCACCCUUGCAUGCUCUAAUGACUGGCUUACAAAGAUCACCCAAUUUCAUUUACGAGGUUCCAACAGAAGUCUUGUCGAAUCUACAGCUGGAGUUAACCAAAACACUGCGCAAUCUUGACGAUCACAUGGGGAACCUCUUGGGUCUGGCAACUUUUGCGCAGAUAUCAAUGACCCACCGAAAGCAAAUUCACCAGCAUCAUGGAAUGGGCACUCCAUCUUGGCUUCUUAAUAUACAGCAUUUCUUUGGCCCGAAGCGGGGUAUGAAGACAUUAGAUCUGGUUGUUCUGCGAGUCAUCCUGGCCUGUUCCUCAAACUGCAACAUUCUCACACCAGCCCAAGCUGCCGAAAGUAUUCGUCUUGCAAUCUGUAUCGCCGAUGCUGUUGAGCCAGAUCAGAAGCAGUCAUGGCUUUUGAACAGCUCCUCCAAGAUUGCUAAGCUUUGUGAGAAGGUAGCCAGGGAGAAUCUAAAUAGGGAGAUACAGGUUAUGGGGGUAACUUUUCUGCUUUCUCUACAACCCUUGAAAGCCUUGCCACCUGAUAUUGGGGAUCUGGGUCUCCGCCUGCUUGUCUCCAAGGACAGCAGAGCAAUCUUGGGAGCCAUGUCACCCGAGCUUGUCUCACGCCUCACAGAUUCGUUGGUGGGCUACGACGAUUCUGUCGUAUAUGAAGUUCUUCAUUUCACCGUGGACACUUUGAAAGAUGACGGGGUUGGACGCGAAUCCAUGGUCAAUCUCCAUGUAUCAGAUAUUCUCCUCUCUGGAUUCCAGGCCAAUCUGUCUGAACCUAUCAUUACGUCUUUGUUGAACUCGGCUUCUACCAAACAGACCAUCGCUGGUCUCCUCGGAAGGUUUCCGGUGGCCCCUGCUCAAUCACAAUGCCAGGGCUCGCCGAUCUGCCACUGUACAUACAGCGGCUUGCAGAAUAAGGUCUUACUCAGUCUUUAUGAGAUUUACUUUGCGGCAGCUCUGUCACAUGAUGGGGACGCGGCUGACAUUGGCCUAAUGAAAUCCCUCCUACAGCGGGCUACCAAGUCGCUCGGCCCUUCCAGCUGUACACUCGCGCAAUCUGAGCACAACGCCUUUCGCAACUCGCUGAAUCUGCGCAACAGGCAGGACUUUACUACAAAGCGCCAGCCAAUCCGGGAUUGGCGCGCUAGUAUUACUGAGAUGCACAUGCAAAAUGCUGAGACGUCUCACAUUGACAUUAUGAAGAUGGUCGAAGAUAUUUGCUUUGAUCUUGAACGCCGCUGUUACGAUAUUGAAAGCCCUGUGCGGUCCGCCGAGGAAGAGCGAGACAGACAAAAGUAUGAAGCUGAGAAGUUGCAACAGCACAACGAGGAUUUGACUAGACAACUGGACCAAUCCACACAAGUGAUUGCCACUCUUCAACAGGACCUGGCUAGGCUUGAAGAGCAUGCUGGAACUGCAAGCACACGUGCUGAGGAACUGUCGGAAGCCCUUGAGUUGGCUCGGCAAGAGUUGCGUGACCAACAGCACCGCGCAGAUGAUGCAUUCCGAGCCGAGCAAGAACGAGCUCGAAGCAGCGAACUCGAGUUGGCUGUGAUAUCUACUGAGAAAGAUGAUCAACUAGAGGAGUUACAUGAGUCACUACGUCAGCUCGAGUCUCAGAGGAAACAUCUCGAGCAGGUGGUGCAAACAUUCUCUCAUGAGAGGGCUACCUCUGCCGAAGCAACCAACGCCCUGGAGUACGAAAUUGCUGAAUUGAGGAAUUUGUUGGAAACAAAGUCAUCACUUUGCAGCCAAAAAGAGGAUGAAGUCAAACGUCUGCUGGCAGAGAACAAUGGUCUGCAGACGGAGCUUGGCACUGCUCAAAUAAUGGUAAGUUUACCUUCCUUCAAUAACUCAACAAUCCAUGUCCUUGUCUCUGUCACACAUUCCGUCUUUGAUACUCGCUCAGCUCUUGUACAGGUGGAAGAUCAAAAUCGGGAAAUUGAACAGCUCUACUCAAAACUGCACGAAUCUGAGGAACAAGCAAAAGCCGAUAUAAUGAGCCUGAAUCGUGACAGGGAAACAGAAAUUGCUAGAAUUGCUUCUGAAGUGAUAAAACACAAGGAAGAGCACGGGCUCCUACAGAAAGCGAUGCAAUCAGCCGCGAGCGAUGCGUCCAAAGAACUACAGUCUAAGGAUAAGCGCAUCCAUCAAUUGGAGAAAAAGAUUCAAUCUCUUCGCGAUGAGAGAGCGGCCAAGGCUAGAGAGUUCUCAGAAGCCCAGCAACAUAUUGGCCGGCUCAUGAAUGUGAUGGGCUUCUCUGCAAAACCCGCCGACAAGAGCUCAAGCAAGUCUCAACACAGCAGAGACCCUAAUAUCGCCCCAACCCCUGGCCGGCGUCAAUCAACCUCUUAUGACGACGAUGAUGAUGAAAUGCAACUCUCAGAGUCUUUUGAAUCCUUAGCAUCCAAUCUGCAGGGACCUACGCCAAAACGUCCCAAGGGUAACGGUCGCUCAAUGCACCCUUCGCAAGCACUCGUCCCUAAGACACCUGCAGCCGACAGCUCAUUGACCAAGACAAAUGUGCCCAAAACAGGUAACCGGCAGCCUUUGACUGAUGCUGGCACUAAUAACCAUGUUAAAUCACAACUUAGUCCUGGGAGUAAGGGCAGUCCGAACAAUACUGCUUCGCUCGGUAACAUGGGCGAGAACCGACUGCAGGGUCUGGACUUGGACAUGGAUUUGGAGUUCUCAAAAGACUUUCUUUUCACGAGCACAGCACUUUCUGCAUCGAACAAUUAGUUGAUACCCAGGUGCCUACAUGCGCAGUGAUGAAUUCAAUAGUUCCUACACUUCUCUCAUUGAUACCACAUCCCUCUGCUGUUUCUUGGCGUUAUUUUGCCUUCAAUUCGAGUCCAAUUAGAUACUGAAUUGAGAGCCAUCGCCUACUUAGGACCACAUUUUUAGAUAAAAAAGCCCUCAUCGCCUUAUUAUAUGCAU
Messenger RNA from Penicillium brasilianum, 3446 nucleotides. The record is from the annotation of a GenBank genome assembly. NCBI's taxonomy places the organism in Eukaryota, Fungi, Ascomycota, Eurotiomycetes, Eurotiales, Aspergillaceae.